Molecule: messenger RNA, 465 nt
Organism: Marmota flaviventris (yellow-bellied marmot)
Lineage: Eukaryota; Metazoa; Chordata; Mammalia; Rodentia; Sciuridae
Product: keratin-associated protein 5-4-like
Cellular component (GO): keratin filament
Source: RefSeq, a predicted model, not a curated record
AUGUAUAAAGGAGGCUUCAUCUAUGUUGUGAUUAUUUCCGGGGGCUGUGGCUCCUGUGGGGGCUGCAAGUCCAGCUGCUGUCAAUCCAGCUGCUGCAAGCUCUGCUGCUGCCAGGAUAGCUGCUGCAAGUCCAGCUGCUGCAAGCCCUGCUGCUGCCAGUCCAGCUGCUGCAAGCCCUGCUGCUGUCAGUCCAGUUGCUGCAAGCCCUGCUGCUGCCAGGACAGCUGCUGCCAGUCCAGCUGCUGCAAGCCCUGCUGCUGCCAGUCCAGCUGCUGCAAGCCCUGCUGCUGCCAGUCCAGCUGCUGCAAGCCCUGCUGCUGCCAGGACAGCUGCUGCAAGUCCAGCUGCUGCAAGCCCUGCUGCUGCCAGUCCAGCUGCUGCAAGCCCUGCUGCUCUUCAGGCUGUGGGUCCUCCUGCUGCCAGUCCAGCUGCUGUGUCCCCGUGUGCUGCCAGUGCAAGAUCUGA